Messenger RNA from Quercus robur (English oak), 1275 nucleotides. Its product is annotated as agglutinin-like. Bases 51 to 977 code for a protein of 308 amino acids. The record is from RefSeq and is a predicted model, not a curated record. The transcript is spliced from 4 exons. NCBI's taxonomy places the organism in Eukaryota, Viridiplantae, Streptophyta, Magnoliopsida, Fagales, Fagaceae. Gene Ontology annotation, molecular function: carbohydrate binding.
UAAUACAGGCCGCUUCAGUUCUCUCUUAGUGAUCAUCAUCUCUUUACAACAUGGAGGAGGUCUUGACCGUUGGGCCGUGGGGAGGUGAAGGUGGAAGCCGUUGGAGCUUCGUGGAAAAUAAGGGUGGGAUCAUUGAGAUGGAAAUUGUUCAUGGAGGUGCCAUCGAUUCAAUUUCAUUCAAAUGUGGAGAUGAGUAUGGUGUACUCCAGCAUUCUAAGAAGGUUGGUGGUAAGGGUGGCAAUAAAACUGACAAGAUAUCACUCAACUGGCCUGAAGAGUACCUGACAUCCUUUAGCGGUACAGUUAAGGACUUGGGGACCCAUAUUGUAAUUUGUUCUCUAAGUUUUAAAUCAAAUAAGACUGAAUAUGGACCCUAUGGAACUGUGGCCGGUCAACCAUUUUCCUACCGUAUGGAGGGUGGCGUAAUUGUUGGAUUCCAUGGUCGUGCUGGUGAUUAUGUUGAUGCCAUUGGUGCCUAUGUGAAAAUAAUGCCGAAAGAGCCGGACGAUACUUUGAAAAUGGUUUUACCUGUACCUCGAGGACCUGGGCCGUGGGGUGGGCAUGGCGGGAUGGAAUGGGAUGAUGGAGUUUUUCCGGCAAUCGGUGAAUUGCAAUUGCACGUUGGAGAUUCAGUGAUUCAUGCAAUUCGUGUGUUGUAUGAAAGCAAAGACGGGAAACCUAUUUGGUCACCGAAGCAUGGUGGAGAUGGCGGUGAUCAAAUUAAGACGAUAAAACUGGAAGUAUCAAAGGAAUUUUUGGUUCGCAUUGUGGGAUUUUAUGGGCCUGUUAAAGGGAGCGAUAGCUUCAAAGCUUUGCGGUCCAUUACAUUCUACACAAACAAAGCCAAAUAUGGACCCUAUGGCGAUGAGAUUGGUGAUGCUUUCACAUCAAGUGUUGCCACAGGAAAGGUUGUUGGUUUCCAUGGAAGAAGUGGUGUCUAUUUAGAUGCCAUAGGAGUGCAUAUGGAAUACUUCUGAACAUGUUACUAGAGAAUGAGCAGCAUUCAUAAAUAAUCUACUACUUGAAUAUGUUUCUUUUUAAAUAUUGGUUUUGAAAGGAAUAUUUGAAUGGGGAAAAAUCAUCUACUUAAAGAAAGUGUGACGUACAUUUCCUCUUCUUUGAAUUGGGGGAUUAUAGGCCGAUUCUAUGUGUUAUUUGAAAAUUGUUGUGGUGUUGUUGUCGUUGUUUUGGUGUUGUCCUGUUUGGUUGAGUUGAGUGUCUCAUCUAUUUGUAAAUUUGUUUUGAAUGAAAUAAAGCUGCUCAUCCUUCUGUUUA